AUGCUGGUGCGGUAGCGCCCUCACCAGACAAUGCAAUGUUAUUCAACAUGUUUUCCGAACUACAAAAAAGUAUGGUAGAAACCACACAAUUUUUAAGUGAACUACGCGCUGAACGCGCGUCAAAGACAGUCGAUUCAGAAGAAUCGCAAACGCCAGUCCCAGAGGAGGACACCACGCCAGCUUCAGAGGAAGCAAAUACCGAUACGCCAGCUUCAGAAGAAGUUCAUACGCCAGCUUCAGAGGAAGCUAGUCCAUCUGACCAAAGGGUCGUAAAUGAUGAUACAUUAAGCAUUCUUGGCGGCGAUGAUUUUGACGAUAAUGAGGACCUUUUAGAUGAAAUUGAUGAAUCGUUACGGCCGUCAGACUCUAUAGGCCCACCGAUACAUGAAAAAAUCGCAAAAAUUGUAAACGAUAAGCUAGUUUUCAUCAGAUCUCGGACUAGAGAAACGUAAGGAGAUAUUUGAAAAAUAUAAAACACCUGAAAAUUGUCCAAAGCUUUUUGUACCAAAGGUUAAUGAACCUAUUUGGACGAGCCUCAAAGCUUUUCACCGACAGCGUGACUUACGCACAGCAGUCUUACAAGACUCUAUUGUUCGAGUAUCAAGCGCACUUUCUGUUACUGUUGACGAGCUACUAAAAUGUAGAGAAAACAAGACAUUGCCUGAUUAUCGUACUGUUGCCUCACGUCUUUUUGAUUCAAUUGCGCUUUUGGGCCAUGUUAAUACGGAAUUAUCCUAUAAAAGACGGGAUUCACUACGCCCAUUACUCAGUAACGAAUUAAAGCCUGCUUGUCACCGAUCGAACAAACCCGAGAAAUUUCUUUUUGGUGACGAUCUGAGCAAAUCAGUCAAUGAGGCUAAAUUGCAUGGGAAAUUCUUGCUGCGUGAUUCAUUCCCGCGCCAACGGUUUAUGCCUUAUCCAAACCAAAAAAGGCAACAUUUUUUACCAAAAAGGGGGAGGGGUCAAUUUCCUCCCCAGCAAACAUUCCGUCCGUUCCGAAGCCAACAACAGAAGAGUCAUUUCCGUCAAUAAAUAAUCAGGUAAUUGGUUUUCCGACAUACUUUACCUCAAAAAUCUUGCCAAAUUUAAAAAGACUGAUUGAUCUAUUUUGUGGCGGCCAAAUUAAAUAUUUUAUUUCACAGUGGGAAGCUUUGACUUCUGACAAAAGUAUACUACAGACUGUCAAAGGUGAAGUCAUUGAGUUUAUCGGAGACCCUCCAACAUGUUCUAUUUAUCCAACAAACUCGAUUUCAAAAGAUCAUGAAAUUAAAAUAGACGAAGAGAUUUCUAAACUCUUGGCUAAAAACGUCAUUGUCAAAACUUCCCACGAACCAGGCGAGUUCAUUUCGCCAAUCUUUUCCGUUCCCAAGAAAGAUGAUAAGGUUCGACUUAUCUUAAAUCUCAAAAAAUUUAAUGAACAUGUCAAAUCAUACCAUUUUAAAAUGGAUUCCAUUAACACCGCCUUAUCACUUAUGACAAAGGAAUGUUGGCUCGCAUCCCUCGAUCUCAAGGAUGCGUAUUAUACUGUUGGUAUACAUAAGGACUAUCAAAAGUUCUUAAAAUUCCUUUAUAAAGGAAAACUUUUCAAAUAUACUGUUUAUCCAAAUGGUUUAUCAACAUGUCCACGAAACUUUACAAAACUACUUAAACCAGUCUUAUGUACCUUACGAAAAAAUGGUCAUAUACUUGUAAUAUUUAUUGAUGAUAUUUUGAUCAUAUCCACCUCAUAUGAGGGCUGUAUUACAUCAAUUAUUGAGGCUGUCAAUCUCCUCACUAACUUAGGCUUUGUCCUUCAUGUUGAGAAGUCAAUGUUUUUCCCUCAGCAGAAGAUUGUGUUUUUGGGUUUUGAGCUCAAUUCCGCAACCAUGAAAAUUAAGCUAACUAAUGAGAAAAUCACAAAAAUAAUGUCUCGUAUUUCAUGUAUACUAAAUUCAGACAGGUACACAAUUCGGGAGGUAGCCCAAAUUAUUGGGUUACUUGUUUCCAGUUUCCCAGCCGUUCGAUACGGAGAAUGUCACUAUCGAGCCAUUGAACAAAAUAAGAUUGAGGCAUUAAAAAUAGCAAAGGGAAACUUUGAUACAUAUAUGCAAUUGUCAACUCGUUCAAUUGAAGAACUGAAUUGGUGGUUAGUGAAUUUACCAAAUUCUUAUAACUUGAUCCAUCCCACUCCCGUAGAUGUCAGUGCUAAUUCAGACGCAUCUCUCACGGGUUGGGGAGGUGUGCUGGAUAACUGUUCUACGGGAGGGUCUUGGACUGCAGUCGAAGCACAACAACAUAUAAAUUAUUUGGAAUUGCUCGCUGCGUUUUUCACUUUGAAAAGUUUUAUAAACCACCUACGAAAUAAGCAUGUAAAAAUCAUGAUUGAUAACACAACGGCAGUGUCGGUAAUUAAUAAUAAAGGCACAAAUCACAGUGAGCGAUGCAAUGAGGUGACACAUGAGAUUUGGGCCUUAUGUGAAAAGCAUGGAAUUUGGCUCACCGCCGCAUACAUUCCCGGUAAACUGAAUAUUCUUGCCGAUAAAGAAUCCAGAAACAAAAACCUUGACACUGAAUGGAUGCUUAAUAAAAAAAUAUUUGACUGAAGCUCUAUCCAAACUAUGUUUUUCACCUAAUAUUGAUCUGUUUGCCUCUCGAUUAAACAAACAAUUUGAUACAUACGUAUCCUAUAAACCAGACCCAUAUGCUAAGCAUAUCGAUGCCUUUACUAUUUCCUGGGCAUAUGAAAAAUUUUAUUGUUUCCCUCCUUUCAGUUGCAUCCUGAGAGCACUCAGGAAAAUAAUUCAAGACAAAGCCACGGGCAUUCUUGUGGUCCCCGACUGGCCAACACAGAGCUGGUAUCCCCUCCUACUUCAAUUUCUAGUGAAGCCUCCACAUCGUCUAUUGCCCAAAGCCGACCUCUUAGUCUUACCAUCAGACCGGGACCACAAACAUCCUCUCCACAAGAACUUGAACAUUCUUAUUUGUCAUGUAUCAGGAAUAAACUGCAAAUGAGGGGUUUCGCCACCGAUACAAUUGACAUUAUUCUCAGUUCUUGGCGAGAGGGAACUAAGACGCAAUAUCAGUCAACUGCAAAGAAAUGGUUUGAUUUUUGUCAGAAAAACAACUGUGAUAUCAUUUCACCACCUUUGCCUCAGGCAUUGUCAUUUCUGUCCGACUUAUUCAAAUCUGGUUUGUCGUACAGUUCUAUUAAUACUGCUAGAAGUGUUCUUUCUUCAAUUUUGUCCUGGGAGAGCAAUCCUACUCCCUUCGGCCAACUGCCCAUCGUUAAACGUUUUAUGAAAGGUGUAUAUGAGUCCCGACCGUCUCUGCCAAGGUAUUGCUCCACAUGGAAUGUCAAUACUGUCUUCAAUUAUUUAAGACGUCAGCAAGCACCAUCAUUAUUAUCCAUGAAAGACCUCAGUCAAAGAGUUGCUUUUCUCUUAGCCCUUCUCAGCGGACAGAGAUGCCAAACAAUCGGUAAACUAUCAAUAGACAAUAUGACAAUGGAAGAGACAAAAAUCACUUUUUUAAUAGCAGAUAAAUUAAAACAUUCUAGGCCUGGUGUUCAUCAACAGCCACUAGUUUUUAUGGCGUAUGUCGCUGAUCAAAAAUUGUGUAUCCUAACAUAUUUACAGGAAUAUUUAAAACGAACAUCACCCGUUCGUGGUGACAACAAGCAGCUUCUUAUUAGUUUCGUGAAACCUUACAAACCCAUCUCAACGGAAACAAUCUCGCACUGGAUAAAAAACUUCAUGACAACUGCUGGUGUUGAUACUACACAAUAUAAGAGUCAUAGUACUAGAGCAGCAUCAACAUCUCAUUUAGCAUCCCAACAAUUUGACCUUAAAGAUAUCUUGAAUGCAGCUGGAUGGUCAAAAGAAGAGACUUUCAAACGUUUUUACCAUUUCAAAGAUAACAAUGAAUUUAACUUUGGUAGUGCUAUUAUGAAUACACUAUCCUAAAACAAUUGCAUGGUCUAUUUGUAUAAUCAUUUUAUUAUGUGAUAUUUCCUUAUACUGUACAUUGUGUUUUCUCUUUCUUGCUGUUUAUUCUUCGGAUAUAAUAUUGGUGCAAUGCCAGCUCUAAAUUCUCGUACAACUACGUAACGACUAUAGCUAAUGACGUAAUAGAAUUGGAAAUUAAACGAGACUUACCUGUAAGUCGAAGUUUGAUUGUAAUUCUAUAAGUCAUUAGCGAGGAGUGGAGGAGUUGUAGGCCCACCCGUGAAAUUACACCCAGGCCCGAUUACCUCCUCCACUCCAGGCAUUGUACCAAUAUUAAUGCUCUAAAUACUGGUUAACUCAUGCGCGGUACUGUCUCUCCUACAACUCCUCCACUCCUCGCUAAUGACUUAUAGAAUUACAAUCAAACUUCGACUUACAGGUAAGUCUCGUUUAAUUUCCAAUUAUACAUUUGAUAUAUUUUCCAGCAUGUCAGACAGUAGGUCGGAUUCGGAAAGCACUCAUAGUUCUCAAUGUGACUCAGAAUACAGUUAUAUUCCUGGAUAUAUUAUAGAGGAUGAAUGAAAUGAUACUAGUCACAAAAUCGGAACUCUAGAAGCAGUUGAUAGCGAAAUUUUAGGCGAUUAUAAUGCAUGCCUUUAUGCCGAUGAACCGCUAGCAGGCGAAGAAUGGUACGCACGAUAACUAAAAAAAUCAGCAGAACACAAGCAACAAAACUAGAUGCUACAGCGAAGAUUAGAUGGCCUUGAAGAUAUUAAAUUAUGGGGAGUGUAAACAAAGAUUUAUUUUAACAUUUUAACGUAAAAUAAGUAUAUCUGACUAAUAUAUUUUGCGGGAUACUUUAUAUUUUGCGGGAUGCAGAACUUCCCCACAUUUACAAGAUUCCAUCUCCGGACAGCACCAAGCUUCGUAUGUAUAUUGUAUAUGUAAUAUGUAUUAUCACACAAUCGCUGCAUUUACACUUGCGAAAUAUGAUACAGGUGAGGAAAGUGAUAUGACUGAUGCCGUAUCAAAAAUAUAUCAGCCAGAGAUACUUAUUUUACGUUAAAAUGUUAAAUAAAUCUAUGUUUACACUCACCAUGAUUUAAUAUCUUUAAGGCCGUCUAAUCUUCGUUCUAGCAUCUCGUUUUGUUCCUUGUGUUGCGCAUAGUUUUAGAUGUUGCGCGUAACAUUCUUGGCUUGCUAGCGGCUCCACUGGCAUAAAGGCAAUAUGCAUCAUAAUCGCCUAAAAUUUCGCUAUCAACUGCUUCUAGAGUUCCAAUUUCGUGACUGGUAUCAUUUGAUUCAUCCUGUAUAUAUACCCAGGAAUAUAAUUGUAUUCUGAGUCACAUUGAGAACCAUGAGUGCUGGAAAAUAUAUGUUUUCCCAAUAGCUUUUUAGUACUCCUUCACAUGUGAAUUCGAACUUCCGUCCCUUAAGCUACGUCACACGGCUCUCGCUCCAGACCCUUUUCCGUUUUUUUCUCGGGCGCGACAAUUUUUCGCUAAAAGCCAAUUUUUCAAGGUUUAGAACCUCAUAUCUCGCGAAUGAAAAGAGAAAAACGAAAAAUGUUAAAGAACCUAUUAACUAACUUUUUGUCCUCUACCAAAUAUCAAAAAAAGUUUUUGUGACAUAAGCACUUUAAUAUAAGUAGAGUAAAUGUUGUCAUUUACCGGCAGUGCUGAGUAAAUUAUACUGCCGGAUCUUCUUGAGUAAAGCUGUUGUUUACUCUUUACUCAAAAUUUGAGUACAUACUUCAUGCAUGUACUCAAAAAAGAGUAAAGAUGUGUAUUUACUCAAAAUAUUGAGUUGGUGACAUUUACUCAACCCUUGAGUAAAGUAAAUUUUGUCAUUUACUCAGUGCUGAGUAAAUUAUACUCAUCUUCUUGAGUAAACUGUCGUUUACUCUUACUCAAAAUUUGAGUAAAUUCUUCAUUUACUCAAAAGUGAGUAAAAAUGUGCGUUUACUCAAAAUAUUGAGUUGGUGACAUUUACUCAACGCUUGAGUAAAGUGAAUUUUAUCAUUUACUCAUUGUUGAGUAAAUUAUACUCAUCUUCUCGAGUAAAGCUGUUCUUUACUCUUACUCACGAUUUUGAGUAAAUUCUUCAUUUACUCAAAAUUGAGUAAAAAUGUGUAUUUACUCAAAAUAUUGAGUUGGUGACAUUUACUCAACCCUUGAGUAAAGUACAUUUUGUCAUUUACUCAGUGUUGAGUAAUUUAUACUCUUCUCUUUGAGUAGCAGUUACUCAAAGAAUUUUACUCAAAAUUCGGAGUUGUUGUUUACUCACGUUUAUGAGUAAAGAGUGCAAUAUACUCAAAUUAUUGAGUAAUUGGUGCAAUUACUCAAAAAGUACUUAAUAAUUACGACGUAAUAGCCUUAGUGCUCGUCAGAAAUUAAAUAAUUUCUAGUUGUUAGCUGAAACAAUGAAUUCGUACAGGAUUUUGCACUUCUUCUUCAUUGCGUUUUUGAUGAUAAAUAUAUGUGUUGCAGAGAAAAAAUGUGGGCAGAACAGGCCAUCGUUCUUGAAAUUCCUGAGGUUACCUGAUGCGUGUUCAGCCAAGGUUAUUUUGGCAAAAACCUUGGCAGUUUUUCCCGAAAUAGCCUUGGCUGCACACGCAUAUGGUUCGAAGGUAAGAUUUCAGAUAUCUGCAUGCAGGAUGCUGGGGCUAAUUGACUGCUACAUAAUGCAUUGAAUUGCGGCUGCGGAAUGUUGACCCGAAUCACAAAUCGUGCAACUGGAUAAAUACUACAUUUAAUUGUUCCAAUAGUUUUGCCUUGGAGAAAAACAAUUUCUCAUGUUGGUCCAAAGAUAGAACUAUUGUGAAAAAUAAUAUAUUUCAGGCCAGGUGGACGAAGAAAAGUGCAAUCGCUAGUAUCAGUGUGAGAUAUAUUUAUUUAUUAAGAAAUUCCUAUUGCAAACCAUUAAAUUUCAGUAGUCAUUGAUAUUGGACCACAUCAGGAAUGCUCACACUUUGAAACACCAACCUUACCUUCGAACUGGCACUUCUCGCCAUUUAAUUACUUUAGCGAAAACUGACAGUUCAAAGGAAAGAUUCCAGAUAUUAUAUUUGUACCGAAGUGGACGCAUUCCCAAUAUUUCCUUCAGUGAUGUAUCAUGAAUGGUUUUCCAAUGAAUGGAUCACUCUUGAAGAUUAGCAGCUAUCAUUAAGGUUUACCUUCUGUCUCGACGGAUGAUUAACACGAGAAAGAGGUACGUGAUUUACACGAGAAAGAGGUCCAUGAAAAUAUCAGGCAUAUUUACAUUGCGGUUAUACAUAUAGUUCUUUUUGUUUGUGGAAGCACCACCUAAAUUUAUUACUGGACAGCUUUCGAUCCGUAAUCCCGGAUUUUUAUCAGUGCUAAUAAUAUGUGACUUUUUCGUUGGAUAAUUCCAGCUUUUGACGAAUUUUUUAUCCAGACAAGGACCAAAGCUAUCAUUUUAUCUUAAAAGAACAUCCUUAAAUUAUGAUUGUGCCGCUACUCCGAGUGUGCAUCCACACCGAGUGUUGAUACACCACUCGCAGUAACACCACAAACUUCAUGUAGUCACCUGUGCACAUAACACCAACAAACACACAAUGUAUCCUUAAAUUAGUAAAAUUGCCAAUUUUUUCGUUGCAAUAUGUUGUAAAACGCGGAAAAUACAGCCCUGUAGACCUACAUGUAAAAUUAGCAAAUUUUGCGUUUUUUAGCUAUGUAGUGUAAAUCGGCCUUUUGGAAAUGAAAUUGUCGUAGAAGAUUUCUACAUCUCUGGAAUCAAAAUUUAUUUGCGUAAACAUUCUAGGAAUACUCAGAUGUUUUCGCGACAAUUUUUCGUUGUCCGCACAACGCGUUCCAAGCCAGUGAGAAAAUAAUGACGUAAUUUCUUAAAAGUGGACCGGGGCGAGGGAUAGUUAAUUACGGCGUCAUCACCUCAGUGCUCGUCACUAAUUAAAUCUUUUCUUGUUGUUCGCUGAAACAAUGAAUUCGUACAGCAUUUUGCACCUCCUCUUCAUUGCGUUUUUGACGAAGAAUAGAUGAGCUGCAGAGAAAAAAUGUGGACAGGACGGGCCAUCGUUGUUGAAACUCCUGAGGUUACCUGAUGCGUGUGCAGCCAAGGUUAUUUUGGGAAACACUUGGCAGUUUUUGCCGACAUAGCCUUGACUGCACACGCAUAUGGUUCAAAGGUAUCUGCAUCAUAGAUUAUACAUCAUACCAGAUGUCUCACUCAGCCAAAAUUGUGUCCUCGAUUUUUAUGAGCACGAGUUGGCCGCCAUUUUGGCAGUAAGUGUAAUCCACGCCAUGAAACGUGAGCAAUCACGCAUUUUGGCAGUAAGCGCCAUUUUGGCAGUAAGUGUCGCACGCGUCAUCUGGCGUGAUAGCCUCGCGAAAAUCGCGGACACGAAAAUCAUAGGGAUAGAUACACAGUGAGACAUCUGGUAUAAUUUAUAAUCUAUGUCUGCAUGCAGGAUGCUGGGGCUAAUUGACUGCUAAAUAAUGGAUUGAAUUGCGCCUGCGGAAUGUUGACCCGAAUCACAAAUCGUGCAACUGGAUAAAUACUACAUUUAAAUAAUUUCUUAUGUUACCAGGGGUGGCGCUACAGGGGGGUGUGGGCCCCCCCCCCCCCACUCGUCAGCUAAUCGGCAAAUUGUUGUCUCAGUCGGCAAAACUGGAUUGGCUAAAGAUAACCACUGAAGAAACCAAAAUUGACCUCCUGAAUAAUUGAAUUCAAACCGAAUAUCACGAAUAGCAUGCGUCAAAGAAACCACACAUGCAGCAAUGCAAUUUUUUUACGGUGUAAGGUUUAAAAACUGACGGGUAUUGUGUAUUGUGUAUAUACGUUAGAUGUUUGAAGAUCAAAUUUCGCGAGUCUGGAGUUAAAAUUUGGCUCCAACUUUCGAAUUUUCCGGCUGGAGGUAACGUUCCAGUUAUAUUCCGAUUUCAAUGAUUCGUAAAUGCGUGAUUAAUAGUGCUCCAAGAUGUGGAACAGAUUUUAAGAAAUGCCGAGAUUUUGACUUUUCGAGGGCUGCAAAAUGGACGCCGACAGGAAUUUUGGGUUUUCUGAUUAUGCGUGUCUCAGAAUGAUGCAAAUGCCAUUUCCGGGGUUCAAAUUUAAAAAUUUUCCGUGCCUUCGGCACGAGCCUCCCCCCCCCAAUAUUUCAUAAAGUGUCCGCCACUUGCACACACGGUGGCUUAAAAGGUCUUAAAACUGUUUAUUCUACCGAUAAAUAAAGGGUUUUUUAUUGACUGGGAUUUCAAUAACUCGGACUGGGAUUUCUAAUAAAAAUCCAACUGGGACUGGGAUUUUGCCAAAAUUUCAGGUGGAAAAUUGGAUUGGGACCCCCUCCAUUCAGGACCCUCACUAUAGGCUAAUGACUCGGCAAAAUUACCAAACAACAGUCGGCAAAAGAUCACUCACACCCCCCCCCCCACUCGAAGAGGGUUAGCGCCGCCCCUGUAUGUUACGCUGGCCCAAAGAUAGAACUAUUGUGAAAAAAGUUAUAUUUCAGACCAGGUCGACGAAGAAAAAUGCAGUCGCUGGUAUCAGUGUUAGUAACAUUUUGUGAGUUUCUUCAUACCUGAAAGUUAACAAAUGGAGAAGCUUAUAUGAAGGUUUGUUGACGAUGUUAUUGAACUUUCGAUAAGACAUGUGCUCGCGCGUCCUUAGGAAAAUGUGGAAAGAUUAAAAUGAGAAUGUCUGGGUAAGAUAAUUGUCAGCACGUCUAUGCGCGCGUUCGAUGAUGGAACACAUGAGAUCAGUACUUCAAGACCGACCUAAUGGAGAUACAACAAAAAUUGGUAACUAUGUCCGAUCAUCCUUCCUGUGGUUCAAUAUCAUUGAUAACCAACCGCAAGAAGGACGCUCAGAGCCUCAGACAUUGAACCACAUUACCCCAACAAGAAUGCUUGAACAUUGAACCACAACGGGCGUGUACAUCAAUUAAAGAGUGCUUAGAUAAUAAACAAUAGCAAGAAUGGUCGGAAAUUAAAUCACCGUAAGAAUUCUCCAAUGUUAACCCACAACAAGAAUAGAUCGGAAGAGCAUUGAACCGCCGUAAGAAAUGCUCAGACAUUGAGUCACAGUAAGAAUGGUCGGACAUUCAAACACGGACAUUGAAUCUGUUCAUAAACCACGGCAAGAAUGGUCGGACAUUGAACCACAGCAAUCUUAUCUUUGGAUUGGCAGUUCUUGCCACUUUCUUUGCGAAAACUGACAACCAGUUCAAAGGUAAGAUUUUUAGAACUUCGUCAGCUGGUUUAUGUUAAAAAAUAAGGAUAUACUCAGCGAAAUAGAACUAUAUGAUCUCUGCAAAAGCGACUAUCCAAUUACUGCAAUCUAAGACUGGCGCAUUAUUGGAACUCUCCAAAUUGGCCCUAUGAUACUCACUAAGCUUGGUCGAUCCCAGAGUAAGCCUGUCCACAGUAUACUUCAGAAUAACAAAACUGCAGAUCAUGUCAUCUAGAGUCAAACCGAACUGUAAAUGGGAUAUAAACUAAAGGAGCCAAUUAAUUGUGCUAAAGUUGAUAACGAUCUACUACUCAGUAACGCUUACUGAAUUCAAUCAAUAUAAGGGUUAAUACAUAAGUGGAAAUUGCCCAAGAGGAACUAGAUGGAAAUGUGAACAAAAGCACCAAAUUUUGCUUUAACAAAAGAACUAAAUGAAAAUACCAACAGCAUUUUGGUUGAAAGUCUGGCAGGACUGGGCUUUGACGAGAGAAUAUGAUGUUGACAUUGAGAAGUAUCCAAUUCUGUCAUGCUAAUAAAAAACAAUGAUGAUUACAUGUGUCGCAGAGAAGUUCCUGCAGCCUAAGAUUUGCGCGUUAUCUACUGGAACUCGCCAAACUGGCACUAUAUACUCUAAGCUUGGUCGCCUGCCAAGAAUGUCAUCUCGAGCCAAACCCUUUAGUUUUCGUAGCUGAAAAUUGGAUAUAAUUGUACUGAAUUAGUUGAUAACGCUCAGGAACAUAUAGAAUAGACAGUAUAGAUAAUAAAAAAUAGAUAAUAUAAUAAAAGCAUAUAGAUUUACAUUUGAUUUUUAUAUAUAUUGAUAUUAAGGUGGUUUUUUGUUCAUUUUUGCCAUAUAUAUAUAUAUAUAUAUAUAUAUAUAUAUAUAUAUAUAUAUAUAUAUAUAUAUAUAUAUAUAUAUAUAUAUAUAUAUAUAUAUAUAUAUAUAUAUACACAUACGCACACACCCACAUGUACGGUUUAUAAAACGUUCGAAAUAUAGUGUUAAUUAUGACUACGACGUGUGUAGUCAUUUAAGGGGUUUAAUGAUAAGGUCCGGUAAGGAAGACAAUGAAGGCAGCUGUUGUCAUGAGCUUUGGACCGCUAGUUUUUUCGAUAUAUAGUAUUGUUAAACUACCGUACUACGGUUUUUGAUCGACAUGAAGAGUUUCCUAAGGUUUAUUGUACAGAUCAUAUGGGAAAAUAAGAUCUCUCCAUCACUGUUGAGCGAUGCAUGUGGGCAAACAGUUAUUAUCGGACUUGGCCGACUUGGAAAAGUCUCCCUGUUGAAGCAUGGAGAAUUUCCAGAUGGUCAAAACAUGACCAAACUACACUACUGGUGGCGGACAUGAUCCUCCUAUUGACAUUACCAUGUAUCUGGACAUAUCUAUUAAUCCUGGCCCACAAUUGUCGAAUACGAUCGAAACUAUAAUCACAAACAGAACAGAAUCUACGCCAAGAAAUUGAUUUCGCCAUUAUUCAAAUUUAGUGCAAAUUCCUCUGGCUGCACCGGCUAUUGUUAGCACUGUUACACUUAGAAACAAUUUAAAGGUCCUGAAUUUGUUGACUAUAUUUGUGAUUCGGAAAUCGAUAUUGCCGUUAUUACUGAAAGUUGGCUGAAAUCUGCUGAUGCUGCUGCUAAAAUGGCUGCCACACCAACUGGAUAUCGCCUGUUUAACCACCUCGCCCAGAUAGAAUUGGUGGUGGCACUGGCAUCUUAGCGCAGGACUCACUUGCGGGUAUUUUCAACUCUUUCGAGUAUUCAGAGUAUAUUAUUGUUUCUGGCUUAUCUCGCGUACGCCUUGUUGUAAUCUAUAGGCCUCCUUACUCGUUCAAUCACCCAACUACUGUGAAUAUGUUUAUCACUGAAUUCGCUGACUUUCUGGAAACUGUUGUCAUGACGAUCGAGCCGCUCCUGAUAGCCGGUGAUUUUAAUAUCCAUGUCAACAAGCAGUUGGAUAACGAUUGUGGUAGUUUUCUCGAUCUCCUUUCAUCAAUGGGCUUACAGCAACACAUUAAUUUCCCCACGCAUACUUCUGGUAACACUUUAGAUCUGCUGGUAACUCAAACUUUGGAUUCUGAUAUCAUAAAGGAAAUUCAACCUGAUACCUAUUUUUCUGACCAUUGUUCCAUAUUAUUCUCCAUAAACAUCUCCACACCGCAACUGUGAAGGAAGAAGGUAACUUUUAGGAAAACGAAAGCUAUUAAUAAUACAACUACAUUCGUGGCGGAUCUGUCUGCCACUAAAUUGUGCUAGACAAGCUAGUAGAUUGCUAUAAUACCACACUAGCAGAUUUGUUGGAUCACCAUGCUCCUCUCAAAACCAAGACUGUUACGGUUAGACCUCAACUGCCUUGGUAUUCGGAGGAAGUUGUCUAGCGAAGAGAGAGCGUCGACGAGCUGAAAGGAAAUUGAGGUCUUCUGGGACUGCUGCUGACUCUGAGUCAUUCAAGAGAAAAAAAAUCGUGUAACUCAUUUACUAAGAGUAGCUAAAUCGGCAUUUCUCACUGACUUCAUUGAUCAGAAUGCGGACAAUCAAGGCAAAUUAUUUCGAGCUGUGAAAGACCUUUUGGUUGAGAAGAACACGCUAUGUUUAUCUGACUAUACGGAUACGACGGCACUGGUAAACGAGUUAGGGAUGUAUUUUGUGCAGAAAGUUAUUCGGAUUCGAGAUGAGCUCGAUUUGGGUAUCGCGAUUACGAACGAUGUCCCGGAUUAUAGUGGCACUAUACCUGACCCACCGGCUCCAUCUGUUUUUGAAUCAUUUGCGUUGCUGACUGAGGACGACGUGCGCAUGCUCAUUGCCAACCCUAAAUCCACAUCCUGCUGUCUUGAUCCUGUCCCCACGCCUCUACUAAAACAAUGUAUCGAGUCUCUUAUACCAGUGAUCACUAAAAUAAUUAACACCUCAUUGGAAUCAGGAGUUUUCCCUGAGGACUGGAAAGUGGCCGUAGUCAAACCAUUGUUAAAGAAACUGGGCCUUCACCCGCUCUUUAUGAACUUGCGUCCUGUUAGUAAUUUAGCUUAUAUCGCUAAGCUCAUUGAGCGUGCUGUAUUUAAUCAGAUUUAUGACCACUUGGUUCAGUCAGGUCUUUAUCCUCUGCUGCAAUCAGCUUAUCGUCAGUACCAUAGCACAGAGACAGCGCUACUCAAGGUUGCUAACGAUAUUCUUAUGAAUAUGAACUCGCAACGCGUUACGUUACUUGUCCUUUUGGAUUUAAGCGCUGCGUUCGAAACAGUGGAUCAUGAGAUUUUGUAUUCGGGGAAAGGCUCUAAGAGUGGUUUUCUUCAUAUUUGUCAGGGCGUAGCCAGCGCAUCGGUUUGACAGAGUUACAUCAGACAGCUGUGAUGUGCGCUUCGGGGUCCCACAAGGGAGUUGCCUUGGUCCGCUUCUCUUUGUUAUGUACGCUUCAAAGCUUUUUGAGAUUGUUCAAGCACACCUCCCUGAUAGUGCCCAUGGUUUUGCCGAUGAUACGCAAUUAUACAUGUCAUUCAAUCCUAAUAAUCCCGCACAUCAAACGGAAGCGGUGUCUGCCAUGUAUUAAUGACUUGAGGAAAUGGAUGUAUCAGGACAAGCUAAAGUUAAAUGACGAUAAAACUGAAUUUCUUAUCAUCGGAUCUAGACAACAGAUUUUGAAAGUUAACCCUUGUACGAUUCGCGUUGGCAAUACCGAGAUCAAGCCAGUUUCGGAAGCGCCUAAUCUGGGAUCUUUAAGAUUUUACUUUUAACUUUGAAAGCUCUUAACGACUUAGCGCCAGAUUAUAUUAGGGAACUUAUUAAGAUAAGGAAACGUGAACGUUUCUCGCUCCGUUCCAAUUCGGGUAUUAUCAUCUUACAUCCAGUGGGGAAGAUGUUAAAAUCAUUCGGAGACAGAUCUUUUAGUGUGGCUGCGCCAACACUCUGGAAUGCACUUUCUGUAAGCCUUCGGAGUAUCAGUUCUCUUUCACUUUUUAAAUCCUCUCUGAAAACAUAUCUUUUCAAGCUAGCUUUUAGCCUCCAUGAAAUGUAUAUAUCAUUUAAGAUUAUUAAUAGUUGCAUGUAUAAUAGAGUGUACUGUAAUGCGCUUUUGAUCGUUGUAUGUAAAAAGCGCAAUAUAAAUUAUUAAAUUUUAUUAUUAUAAAUUAUUAUACAAAUUAAAAUAAUUUGUAUAGCAAAAGUAUAGACUAAGACUAAUUUGUUUUUAAAUUAUUUUGGGUUACCAGAGAUUUCAGGCUGUCUUCUUUUUCUUUUGUGCAGAGAAAUAAAUAAUUAGAAAAUAGAUUUACUAAAACAGGAUCGUCCGAUGACAUCGUGUGUUGAAGUAAUUUUUGUUUAGUUUCUUUAUUUAUGUUGAGAUCAAACAUGAAGCGCUGCGUUCGAUACAGUAGAUCAUGAGAUUUUACUGUCACGCUUGUCUUCGAGUUUUGGUAUUCGGGGAAAGGCUCUAGAGUGGUUUUCUUCAUAUUUGUCAGGGCGUAGCCAGCGCAUCGUGUUUGACGGAGUUACAUCAGACAGCUGUGAUGUGCGCUUCCGGGAUCCCACAAGGGAGUUGCCUUGGUCCGCUUCUCGUUGUUAUGUACGCUUCAAAGCUUUUUGAGAUUGUUCAAGCACACCUCCCUGAUAGUGCCCAUGGUUUUGCCGAUGAUACGCAAUUAUACCUGUCAUUCAAUCCUAAUAAUCCCGCUCAUCAAACGGAGAUCAAACAUAUUAAUUUUUGAGAAUGUUGUUUGAGUUGUCUC
Messenger RNA from Paramuricea clavata, 14846 nucleotides. The record is from the annotation of a GenBank genome assembly. NCBI's taxonomy places the organism in Eukaryota, Metazoa, Cnidaria, Anthozoa, Malacalcyonacea, Plexauridae.